Messenger RNA from Dermacentor albipictus, 327 nucleotides. Lineage: Eukaryota; Metazoa; Arthropoda; Arachnida; Ixodida; Ixodidae. The record is from RefSeq and is a predicted model, not a curated record.
AUGGCUCAGUCGCAGCUGAUAACCAGCAACGGCUACCCCGUAGAGGAAUACACCGUCACUACCAGAGACUCUUACGUCAUCAUGAUACAACGAAUAUCCAAAGGACGCAGAGAGACAACGGAGCAGCGAAGAAAGCCGAUCGCCUUCCUCAUGACUGGGCUUCUAAGUAGCAGUGCGGAUUACGUGGUUAAUUUGCCGGAUCAAAGCCUUGGUUUCAUCCUAGCAGACAACGGCUUUGAUGUGUGGUUGGGAAACGUCAGAGGUAGCACUUACUCAAGCCACCGCCGCCUCAAGAAGUGGCAGAAAAAGUACUGGGAUUUCAGGUAA